Cephus cinctus (wheat stem sawfly) is the source of this 1347-nucleotide messenger RNA. RefSeq names its product transcription initiation factor TFIID subunit 8 (gene Taf8). Bases 243 to 1127 code for a protein of 294 amino acids. Gene Ontology annotation, biological process: transcription initiation at RNA polymerase II promoter. Gene Ontology annotation, molecular function: protein heterodimerization activity. Gene Ontology annotation, cellular component: transcription factor TFIID complex. NCBI's taxonomy places the organism in Eukaryota, Metazoa, Arthropoda, Insecta, Hymenoptera, Cephidae. The record is from RefSeq and is a predicted model, not a curated record. The transcript has 5 exons.
CACAUAACGUGAAACUCUCAGUAAUGCGAAUGAUGCUACGGAAAUAGACAGUAAACGUCAUCCUGAGUGAUAUUGCCGGAUUCAGGAGUAGGCAACCAUUGAAUAUAAUCUAGGCUGCAUUUACAUAGUAUCAAACAGUAGCGUUCACUCCAGUUUACUCUAAGCUUGUGACAGGAGGGUUAACCUCGAAAUAUUUUUAUUACACCUUCACAAAAGUUGAAUUAGACAAUCAGUAAAACACUAUGGAAGCUCAAGCGGUUAAUACAAGAAGACUGGUAUUAAAUUAUGCUGUUUCAAGUAUCCUGAUGGAGUGUGGAUUUGAAUCGUGUGAGAAACAAGCAUUAGAAACAUUAACAGAAAUGAUACAGUCCUUCAUCGUAGAGGUUGGUGAAUCCUCUAGGAAUUACUGCGAGCUUGCUAGCAGGACGGAGCCCCUCAUUGCUGAUGUAAUUCUUGCUCUUAUUAAUAUGGGAAUACGUGUAGAUGGGAUAGAUACAUAUGGAAAAAGGUCCAGUAGAACAGUACUACCAUCGCUUCAACAGCAAACUCAAUCAAAGCAGCUGAACAUGUUACAAGCUGGUGUUAAGCUAGGACACCCUUCACAUAUACCAAAUCAUUUACCAGCUUUUCCAGAUCCUCAUGCAUAUAUAAGGACACCAACUCACAAGCAACCUGUGACGGAAUAUGAAGCAAUACGUGAGAAAGCUGCUUCUCAAAAACGUGACAUUGAAAGAGCAUUAACAAGAUUUAUUGCUAAGACUGGAGAAACGCACAGUCUCUUUCUUACUGAGGAUAACAGCAUGUUUCCUUUGAUAGCUUGCGAACCACAGUUUCCCAGCUAUCUUUCAGCAUUAUUGCCACAAGAUCAGGUCUUUGAGCCAGAUCAAGAGUUUCAAUUUGAACCAAGCCCUGUAAAGAAAAAGAAGGAGCCUAAGGUUGAAGAUACGGAAGAAGCUAUAAAAAUGCAAAAUGUCGAAGAAGCUGAACAAAACGGAGAGACAGGUGCUCAACAAGACGCUAUUGAUAAUCCAUACCUACGACCUGGUAAAAUUCCAAAAAAUAAAAUGCCUGGAGCCACCGUAGGAACACAGCCAACAAGAAGAGACGCUCUAGACUGCCAGCUGUAAACAGAAUUAUUAAAAUAAUACUUUAAAUCGAAAAAAUUUCUCGAUUGUAAAUAUAUAUAUAGCUACAAUGAUUUUUUUAAAUAAUGACACAAGAAAAGUAAAAACGACAAGUGAAUAAUUUCAAAAUUAUUUUAUUACGAUACACUGAAUCUAUCGUAUAGUUACAUUAUAACUAAUUAUAAUGCCGUGGCGAUCAGUAAUAAAUAUAUAAACGACAAAA